Messenger RNA from Indicator indicator, 1179 nucleotides. Its product is annotated as cytochrome b-c1 complex subunit Rieske, mitochondrial. Gene Ontology annotation, molecular function: 2 iron, 2 sulfur cluster binding; quinol-cytochrome-c reductase activity. The record is from RefSeq and is a predicted model, not a curated record. The transcript has 2 exons. Lineage: Eukaryota; Metazoa; Chordata; Aves; Piciformes; Indicatoridae. Bases 1 to 822 code for a protein of 273 amino acids. Gene Ontology annotation, cellular component: membrane. Gene Ontology annotation, biological process: mitochondrial electron transport, ubiquinol to cytochrome c.
AUGCUGUCCGUGGCCGCCCGCUCCGGGCCCUUCGCGCCCUACCUGUCAGCCGCGGCACACGUCGUGCCCGGCCCGCUGAAGCCGCUGGCGCCAGCGGUGGCACGUCGGGGUGAGAAGGUGCCGCUGGACCUGAAGCGGCCUCUGCUGUGCCGGGAAUCGAUGAGCGGCCGGUCGGCCCGGGGGGACCUUGUCGCCAGCGCCAGCCUCAGCGCACCUGCUAGUGUUCGUUUCCUCCAUAAUGAUGUCACAGUACCUGACUUUUCUGCCUACCGUCGUCAAGAUGUGCUAGAUCCCACCACAUCUUCUCAAAGCAGCAGUGAAGCUAGAAAAGGGUUUUCCUACCUGGUGACUGCAACAACAUGUGUAGCAGCUGCAUAUGCUGCUAAGAAUGUUGUCACACAGUUUAUUUCCAGCCUGAGUGCCUCCGCUGAUGUGCUAGCAUUGUCAAAGAUUGAGAUCAAGUUGUCUGACAUUCCAGAAGGCAAGAACAUGGCUUUCAAGUGGAGAGGGAAGCCCCUUUUUGUGCGACACAGAACACAGGCAGAGAUUAAUCAGGAAGCUGAAGUUGAUGUGUCUAAACUGAGGGAUCCGCAGCAUGACUUAGACAGAGUCAAGAAACCAGAAUGGGUCAUUCUCAUAGGUGUCUGUACUCACCUUGGCUGUGUACCCAUUGCAAACUCUGGAGAUUUUGGCGGUUAUUACUGCCCUUGCCAUGGGUCCCAUUAUGAUGCCUCUGGCAGAAUCAGGAAAGGUCCUGCCCCCUAUAACCUUGAGGUUCCAACUUACCAAUUUAUUGGUGAUGAUGUCGUGAUUGUUGGCUGAAUGACAAAGUGCUUUGCUCACUCAUGUUCCUGUGAAUGUAGACUCAAAAGCAUUAAGUGAAAUUCAGGAAUACUGUAAAACUAGAUGAUGCUAAAAACAAAUUAGCAGUCUAGAUUCUCAACCAGAAGUAUGUAUCAGAUGCUUCCUUGUGUUAAAUUGUAAUAAAAACGUGGAGUGAGCGCUUGUUCCUGACUUCUGAUAACAUGUGUUGAUUUGUGUACAAACUUGUGUCUAAAGAGGUACCGCAGCACACAGCAGGUGUCUUUAUGGAGCCCUCCUGAAAGGCUGCUGAUUCAAGAUAGACACUGAACUACAAAGCCAUUGGUUUUUUUCAUACCACAUAGUUUAGUUAUUUGG